AUGGUCGGCGGAGGCGACCACGCUGCCGACGCGACAGGCACGCCGGAGCCGGUCAUUAAAGGUUUCGCCACGCUUGCACAAUUGCAGAUUGGCGUCAAGGCAUAUGUUGAAAAGAAUGGUGAACCAAGAAAAGCAGAAAUCUUAUCAAUCAAGCAAAAGAUCGGUGCUUUGACGUUCUAUGUGCAUUAUGUCGAGUUCAACAAGCGUCUUGAUGAAUGGGUCUCGGCGGACCGUAUCGACUUAAGUCAAGAGGUGGAAUGGCCCGCGCCGGAGAAGCCAGAGAAGAAGAAAACGACAGUGACGAGCAAGGCACCGCCGUCCAAAGCUGCCACCUCCAAGAGUAUCACAACUACAAAAGUCCCAAGACCUCGCGCAGACUCCAGACCUGGCUCUGCAACCCCGGAUCUCCUCAACUCCAAAGCGGGCAAUGACAGGAAACGACCCCAACCAUCGAAAGCAGGCGGAAAAGAGAACCAAGACGAUGCUAUCGCCCCAGAUGGCGAUGCAAGCCUUUUCACCACGCAGGCCGGCACGCCUCUGCCCGCGCUCAGCCAAGAUGAUAGCAAUCUCAGUGCCGCCGGUGGAACACAGCAAGACGUGGAGAUGACGGACAUGCUGACGAAAACGGAAGAAAAGGUCGCCCCGAUCAUGGAACCAGAAGAAGAGAUCGAGAAGCUACGUACUGGUGGCAGCAUGGUGCAGAAUCACGCUCAACUGCACCUGGUGCGCAAUCUCGAAAAAAUCCAAAUGGGCAAACACAUCGUCGAACCCUGGUACUUCUCACCCUACCCACAAGAAUUCGCGGAUCUGGACAUGGUGUACAUCGACGAGUUCUGCCUGUCGUACUUCGGCAGCAAGAAAUCAUACGAACGACACCGGUCGAAAUGCGAGCUGCGCCACCCCCCAGGCAACGAAAUCUACCGCGACGACUUCAUCAGCUUCUUCGAGGUGGACGGACGGCGGCAGCGCACGUGGUGCCGCAACCUAUGUCUCCUCUCCAAGCUGUUCCUCGACCACAAAACCCUGUACUACGACGUCGACCCCUUCCUGUUCUACUGCAUGGUGACGCGCGACGAGCACGGCUGCCACCUGGUCGGGUACUUCAGCAAGGAGAAGGAGUCGGCCGAGGGCUACAACCUUGCGUGCAUCAUGACGCUGCCGCAGUAUCAGCGGCAGGGACUGGGUCGCCUGCUCAUCGCCUUCUCCUACGAGCUCAGCAAGCGCGAAGGCAAGCUCGGCUCGCCGGAGAAGCCGCUCUCCGAUCUCGGUCUGCUCAGCUACCGCCAGUUCUGGAAGGAGAUCCUCAUUGAAUUGCUGUCGGACCCGAGCCGCCUGCCUGCGCCGGGUUCUGCGAGCCACACCCCGUCGUCCGAACAUCUGCAUCCACACGCGUCGUUGGCGUUCUCUUCUGGUGCGAAUUCGGGUCCCUCCGCGCAGUUUUCGACCAGUAUUGCUGAGAUUGCGAGUCUGACCGCCAUGAGCGAGAAGGAUGUGCAUGAGCAGCUCGAGGUGUUGAGGUUACUGCGCUAUCACAAGGGCGCGUGGAUUAUUGUGGUCAGGGAUGAGUUGCUCGAGUGGCAGGUCAAGCGACUCGCCAAGGAGAAGAUCAAGGGCGCAAGGAGGAUUGAUCCCAGUCGUUUGAAUUGGAAGCCACCCGUUUUCACCGCGAGUAGUCGUACGUGGAACUGGUAG
This is a messenger RNA of Exophiala bonariae, 1692 nucleotides long. It is a transcript of the gene ESA1, whose product is annotated as Histone acetyltransferase. Gene Ontology annotation, biological process: negative regulation of DNA-templated transcription; positive regulation of transcription by RNA polymerase II. The record is from RefSeq and is a predicted model, not a curated record. Gene Ontology annotation, molecular function: histone H4K16 acetyltransferase activity; transcription coregulator activity. Gene Ontology annotation, cellular component: MSL complex; chromatin. Bases 1 to 1692 code for a protein of 563 amino acids. NCBI's taxonomy places the organism in Eukaryota, Fungi, Ascomycota, Eurotiomycetes, Chaetothyriales, Herpotrichiellaceae. The transcript is spliced from 5 exons.